Molecule: messenger RNA, 990 nt
Organism: Colletotrichum truncatum
Lineage: Eukaryota; Fungi; Ascomycota; Sordariomycetes; Glomerellales; Glomerellaceae
Source: RefSeq, a predicted model, not a curated record
AUGAAGGUCGCAGUCCUUGGAGCAACUGGGGAGACGGGUAGUUCAAUUGUGAAUGGACUGCUUGGAUCCUCUGAACCGAAGUUUGAAGUAACCGCUCUUAUUCGACCAAGCUCUCUUCAUAAACCUGAGGUACACGCUUUGGAGAAGAGAGGUGUCAGAAUAGCUGCAGUCGAUCUCAAUGGCCCUGAGAAUGAGAUCGUCGAGCAAGUCACAGGCUUUGAUGUUGUCAUCUCCGCCAUUGUUGCGGAUCGUCUUCUCGAUCAAAUUCCUCUUGCAAAUGCCUUGAAGAAGGCUGGGGUAAAGCGUUUCAUACCUUGUUUCUUCGGAACGGUAAUGCCCGCGAGAGGAAUAUUGUGGUUCCGCGACCAAAAAGAUGAUGUUCUUAACCAUAUCCAAACGCUGUAUUUGCCGUACACGGUCAUUGAUGUCGGCUGGUGGUAUACCUUGCCGCGUCUGCCUUCCGGCCGUAUUGAUGCAGUUGCUAGCCCAUUUGAGAACUGGAUCGAAGGAGAUGGCAAUGUCAAAUCUGCCAUCACGGAUCUCAGGGACAUUGGCAAAUAUGUAGCCCACAUCAUCGCGGAUCCCCGCACCCUCAACCAGAAAGUUUUCGCGUACACGGAGCUUCGCACCCAAAACGAGAUUUAUGAUCUCAUUGAGAACUUGAGCGGAGAAAAGAUAGAAAGAAAAUACAAAUCAGCAGAUGAAAUCGACGCCGAGAUAGAGGCAGCGAAGGAGGACAAGGUCAAUGUCCAUAAGCUUUCCGUACUACAGUAUCGAAAGUCUUGGGGUAUCCGAGGAGACAACACCCCCGAGUAUGCGCGCUACCUGGGUUACCAACUCUCCAAAGAUCUUUAUCCGGAUCUGACUGGAAAUUCUUUUGAGAAUUACUGCAAGGAAGCACUGGCUGGGAAGCUCCAGCCUAUUUACCAGAAGAAGAUCCGUGAGGCUACUGAAGCGGCCCAAAAACAAGCUACCGCAGGAAAGGUCUAA